AGUUGUACGCAGGCUGGCAUAUUAGCACAGCCGGCUAACAGACGCGCCUUCCUGCUCCUGAAGAAAAACAACAGAGUCCCGCGCCGGUGGGACUCCCGUCAUCAUGGCUGUGUUGUGGUGUAAAUUGUGACAACUAACGCCAAGAUGAUGAACGACAUCAUAGAGGAACCGGAGAAGGACACCUUGCUCGAAGCGCAGUCGGAGCUACACGCUUUGUCGGGCCCCAGUAAUGGCACAAGACCUAAGACCGCUGACGGAGGGAUCAGGCCGGUGGAGAAAAGAGGACCUUACAUCAUGUCCAGAGCUCCAGCGAUCCACCUCAAACUACAGAAACACAGGGAGAUGGUGAGAAAAGCGCUAAAGAAGAAAGCCCUCUCGCCGGGUCCUCCAGUGACGCAUCAGCCCCGGCAGGGAGCCAAGAGGACGGUGAAGUACAACAAGGGCUACGCAGCUUUGAGUCAGCACGCCGAGGACGCUUUGGUUGCCGUGGACUCAAACAGCGAUGAAGAGAUCGAUUUUGAGCAGUAUUCCUCGGGAUACUCUUCAGCUGAGGUCCAUCCUGAUUUAAGCAAGCAGCUUCUCCAGGACGGCUACCGCCUGGAUGAGAUCCCCGACGACGAGGACCUGGACCUGAUCCCUCCCAAAUCCAUGGGCUCCUCCGUGUGCUGCUGCGCCGAGGGCCCGUCCUGCUCCACGCAGUGAUGCCCGGGGGGGGGCGCUGCGCCCAUCCUUUACACCAGUUCCCGCCCCUGACUUCAGUCACCGGUGCCUGAGGCCGUGUCUCUGACCGGGCCCCUCCGCCGCUGUGCUGCCCGAGGACUUCCAGCUCUGAGGCCAAACUCCCCCGUCGAUGCAGCGAGAUCGCACAAGAACAAGCCUUAUCCACUGUGACCUCCAAAGCGGGACCUAGUUUCCUUUUUAUUGAACCUAUUGAGAUGCUUACUGUGCCCGCGCUCCAAAUAGAGCGGUCGUGCACAUUAUGGGAUGUGCCCUCGUUGACUUAGUGGGUGGUUCGUCUUUUCCGUCUCAUGUUCCAGCUAUUAACACUAUAGAUAAAGGACCCUCACGUGAUCAUUAACAUUCCCUAUUGUUGCAUUAACUGGAUGUUUACCUGUUUCGCUUCCAUGUAUCUCUCCUCAAAACGCCUAGUUUAACAAAAUGAACAACUCCAUUCUGUGUUUUUUUUUUUUUAUUAGAAGCAGAUAACUAAAUGUAAAUAGGUCCUCAGAUGAUUGAGAUUCAAUUCAUUUAUUUUUUUCAGCUAUCUAGAAAAACCUGAACUAAAGUGUAGAAGAGAAGGCUGACUCAGUUAUUCUCUGCUCCUCCCAUAGUAUUUGCUCUCUGUCUGUGAAGACAAAGAGUUUUAUUACUUUUUUUUACAGGCCGUCGUUGAGCAAACGGCAACAUACCAGGAAAAAAGUCCCACGAGCGAUCCCCCGUCUGCAAGAGCGCCAAAUGUUACACUGCCGUGUAGGACCCAAAACAUGCUGGCAGAUGAGCUGCUAAUGUCCUUUUGACGGAUUAACCGAUGUGUUGUACAAUCUUUGUCUUGUAGAAAAUGAGUUUAACCCCUGAAACAUGUUCAAGAAAAAAGCUUUUACAAAAAAGGUUGAAAGUGAACUAUAUGAUGUCAGAUCCCCGACAAAGGGAUUGUGUCCUUUUUAAGGCGUAUGUGUGUAGUUACAGGACCAGUCAAAGGUUUGGACACUUUCUCAUUGAAUUGAUUACUUUUCCUGCGUCAUCUCAAACACAUCAAAUGUGUGUCUGUGGAGGCUGGAUUUGAGUUACAAGGCUUUAUAUAUUUAUUAGUCUAUUAGUUACUGCUCAAAACCAGUAAGCCACAUUUGCAUAAGGAUUAACGCAUUUGGAUACCCUUGUUAUUUGCUGCCCAUAUUUGCAUACAUCCGUUUGUGUUAGAAUUAUUUUCUUUUUUUGUUGUUGCGACGUGUCGAUUGCCGUUUUCCACACAAUAGACGAGGAUGUGGUGAACAUGGCAAUCCUUUUCUUUUCCCACUUCAAAAGAUGUAUGUGUUGUUACUCUGUUUCAGUCUGGGUCAUAUUUUAUGUUUUGAACUGAGCGUUAAAUGUCCUAGCAAGUGACGGCACUCACUGUUUUCAAUGAGAUUCUUUAUGUUCGUGAGGAAAGUGACAUUUUCUGGUAGGAAAAAAGUGGGAGCACUUGAUUUGUACAAUUCACACAUUUAGUUGAAGACUUUGCGAGGAAAAAGCUUGCUGUCACACAUCAUGAAUGAUCCGUUUCUCCUCUGCGGACUCUGUCGUCCGAAUGUGGGGGAUUUAGGAAUAAAGGCGGAUUCUGCUAUUACACCAAGUGUGAGUCACUUGAUAACAAGCGUGAGGUAAAAUGCUUUAAAUGCAAGAGCUGUAUUGACCCCUGACCCCGACCCUGGCUCUGCACGAUGUUCCUCUGUACACAAAUAUUGCACUUGACACCAGUGGUUAGUAGCAAGUACACUUGACUCACCUGUACUAUGCAACUAUUGGGACAAUCCGCUUGUUAUGCAACAUUGUUAUGCUAUUGAGUGCUACAUGCAAUGACUUUAUUUUAUGAUGAUAAACACUUUUUUAAUUAUUUGAUUGUACUGUUUAUUGGUUCAAAAUAAAGAUUAUUAUCGAUA
Gasterosteus aculeatus aculeatus (three-spined stickleback) is the source of this 2636-nucleotide messenger RNA. RefSeq names its product family with sequence similarity 219 member B (gene fam219b). The record is from RefSeq and is a predicted model, not a curated record. NCBI's taxonomy places the organism in Eukaryota, Metazoa, Chordata, Actinopteri, Perciformes, Gasterosteidae.